AUUAACUGCAACAAAUUUUCUGCUUAUUACUGUUUGUAAUGUAAUGUGAAAAGAAAUAAGCAAGUGUGUGUUUUACUCAUUACAUAAACUGCUACUCUUGUGGGAUAUUGCACGGUGGGUAGGGUCGGGGGUGAAUCUGUAGAAAAUAUAUAUAUCAAAGUUGACGAGGGUCAUGUACGUAAUUAAAUGCAACAGAAAACAUCAAUUGAAAUUAUGAAAAUGCGCUAAUAGAUAAAUUGAUUCUGAAUUCUGUAGAGUACUGAGAACAAGACAUAGGAAGAACGCUAUACCACGAACUGCACAUAGUGUGUAUAUGUACUUGACGUCAGCCUUCCGUACCGUCUGCGGCCAAUCUGCGUUAUACCAUUUGUAUAAGGGAUCACUGGGCAGUCAGAAUAAGGUCAUUGCGAAAUUAUCUACGACCAGCACUACAAUAUGUCGAUCGACUGACCAGACAGUGGUAGAAACAUAGUUACGUCACAACAUACAUUACUAGCACGUGGUAGUAGCGCACUGCAUGGUCUGGCUUGAAAGGACUUUUGGACAUUAUUACCAAACUGUGUACAACAAGACUCAUCGUUUACAAAUUGUUGUUUAUUAUUUUUACAGAAAUUGUUAUUUCUGAGGCUGCUUGCAGGAUAACAAAACAAUUAAAGCUAACACCGCCCAAGAAUAAAGACGAAACAUUUUGGAGCUUAACAUAAUAUCUUCCCCAACGAGCAGCACCAAAUGACGACCUUAGCAACCAAGUAUGGACGUGUAAAUAAUGCACGACCAACGCUGUCACUGCACCCAUGGUACAUCCAUGGUAAACAUUGCGACACGCACUUACAUUUCUCCAGUCGAGACAGUCGUGUGCGCACUCUCAGGCUUUUCGGGUUCAAUCAUCUAUUGCUGCCAUGGCAGAAGAAGAAAAUGUAAAGGUUGCUGUUCGUGUGAGACCAUUCAACAGCCGUGAGACAGGCCGAAAUGCUAAACUUAUUGUUGAUAUGACUGGCUCAACAACCAGCAUCACUGAUCCAAAUAACCCCAGUGACGUCAGGAAGUUCACUUUUGACUACAGUUACUGGUCUCAUGAUGGUUGCAAAGCAGAUGGCAGUGGAUAUUUUGCUGCUGAUUCCUCCCACCCUAAUGGUAAAAAGUAUAGCGACCAGAAACGUGUGUACAACGAUUUGGGUGCAGGAAUUCUCACCAAUGCAUGGAAUGGCUAUAACUCUACAUUAUUUGCUUAUGGGCAAACUGGAUCAGGAAAAAGCUGGUCAAUUGUUGGCUAUGGAGUCAACAAAGGUGUUGUACCUCUCUUCUGUGAAGCUAUCUUUAAAGGCAUUGAUGAAAAGAAAAAAUCUGGUGAUAAAACAGAAUUUGAGGUGAGCUUUAGCAUGCUCGAGAUCUACAAUGAGCAAGUCCGUGAUCUUUUAGAUGCCAAAGGGGGUUCUGUGAAAGGUGGUUUGAAGAUCAGACAGCAUCCAAAGAGUGGUUUCUAUGCUGAGGGGCUGAUGGUAGUUCCAGUUGUUAGCUAUCAGGACAUUGAGAAGAGAAUGGAAGAGGGGACAACUAAUCGCACCGUAGCUGCUACCAAUAUGAAUGCCACUAGCAGCCGUGCCCACACCAUUGUUGGCAUCACUUUUGUGCAGAAAUUUAAGAAUGCAGCUGGAGAGGAGACCACAAAAACUGCUGUCAUCAACCUCGUUGAUCUAGCUGGCAGUGAGCGUGCAGAAAGUACAGGGGCCACAGGAGACCGGCUGAAAGAAGGAGCAGCUAUCAACCAGUCUCUUUCUUGCCUUGGCAACUGUAUUUCUGCUUUGGCUGAAAAUUCAGCUGGCAAGAAUGUCAAAGUGCCUUUCCGUGACUCCUCCCUAACAAAGCUGCUAAAAAAUGCUCUUGGCGGGAACAGUAAAACCAUCAUGGUUGCUGCACUUAGUCCAGCAGAUAUCAAUUAUGAGGAAACCUUAUCAACACUAAGAUAUGCUGAUCGAGCCAAACAGAUCAAAACAAAGGCAUCAGUAAAUGAAGAUCCUACGGAAAAGCUCAUCCGGGAUUUACAGGAAGAAAAUGAAAAACUAAAAGCCAUGCUUGGUGGCCAAACCAAGAUGGAGGUGAUGAAAGGGGAUGCUGAUGAUCUUGAUGAGGCUGAACUAGCCAAGCUGAAAUCAGAGCUUGAAGAUGAGUACAAGAGUCGGGUGGAAAAGAAUCAGAAGCAGAUGGAAGAGAUGCAGAAAACAUUUGAAGAACGACUGAAAGAAGCUCAACUUUCUGGGGGAACGUCUCCAACUAGUCAAAUUUCCGAGAAGAGAAAAACUACUCCACACAUGUACAACCUGAACAUGGAUCAAAUGUUGUGUGGUCAUAUUGUCCACUUUUUUGAAGCCCCAGAGACAACUAUUGGCAAUGGGCGAGAAGAGAGUACAGAAUUAGUAUUGAAAGGACCUGGAAUUGCUGGGCGUCAUGCAGAGGUCAGAAAAGAAGGAAGUGGUUUUACCCUUGAACCUCUGGAGCAGAACACUCGUCUGACCCUCAACGGGAAGGCAGUUGUUGCUAAGACACCUCUAAAACAUAAUGACAGAAUUGUGUUUGGGACCACACAGUACUUUGUUUUCUGCAAUCCCAAGGAGAGGGAUGCAUCCAAAACACCAUACCCUGAAGUCACAUUUGAAAUGGCACAGCAGGAAAUUGCUAAGCGUUCAGGAUUUGAUACCAGCUUAGAAAACAAAUCGAGAGAUGAAUCCCUUCUGCAAGAGGAUAUUGUGGAACUAAUGCCGGCUGUCGAGCAAGCAAACUCCAUUUCAGAAGAGCUCGAUAAAAAGAUGAAGUUUGAGAUGAUGAUAGUCUCACCUGAAGCCAGAGGAGAGCUGAAGGGGCGGACAGAGGUGAUGGUUCGUGUCAUAAACUUGGAGACAAAACAUGAGUGGGUCUGGUCUCGGCAAAAGUUCCUGAAUCGUAAAUAUAUCAUGCAGGAAAUGUUUCAAAACUUCCAGGAAAAGGAAUCAUGGGAUCUGCCUCCAGAAAAAGAUCCUUUCCUUGAUGACAUUGAAGAAGAGCACCACAUUGGCAGUGCAAAGUUGUGGCUGAAGCCUCUGAGUUAUAUGAUAGAGACAAAAGAGCAGCUGGAGAUUGCCAACUUCAGUGGGCAAGAAGUAGGGUUAUUAAAUGUGGAAGCAAUUCCUUGUGACUCUAAGGGGAAAGAGUUCACAGACAGUGAUGACAAGUUUAUUGAGGACCCAGAAGCACUCCGAGGUCAGAGCAUCUCCUUUGUGGUAAAGAUUGUCAGUGCGCGGGGUCUGCCUAAUCGAUUCACAAUGAAGGAAUACACCAAAACAAACAAAAUCAAGGACACAUCAAAUCCUGAUUGGAAUUUCAAGAAAGUCUUCACUAUGAAGCAACUGGAUGAUGUGGCCUUGGAUUAUCUUAGAGAUGGAGCCAUCAUGAUUCAGAUUUGGGGUCGGCAGAAACCAAUCAAAGCAAAAAAGACAGUCAACACUCGUUUGGCAAAUCUGGCUGCUGCUCGCACUAAAGGCGAGACUCCAGCUGCCAACACCAAUGUUAAGAUGUUUGAUGCAGUGAAGAUAAAGUUAAUAAUGGAGACAACUGUCCUGAAAAAGAGACAGGAGAAAUUAGAGACAAAGCUGCGACACUUGAAGCAGAUGUUAGAGGUUGCUGAAGAACACAAGAAGAGGAAGAUUUCUACAAAGCUCAUCAAGGACAUCUAUAAUGCCUCCACUGAGGAUGCAGCUCAAAAGUGCAUCAAGAUGAUACCAAUGGAGAAAGAUGAUGAAGACUCCUCCUCAAGUGAAGAUGAGACCAAAAAACCAAAAAAGGAUAAAAAAGCAUCACCAAAAAUCAAGCGCAAAUCUUCUAAAUCAUCUGUACAUUCAAAUGAUAAAGAGCACAAGAAGGAGCAGUCCCAAUCACCAUCGCCAAGUAAAACACAGAAAAAUUCAGAAAAAAGGCAGAUGACAAAUCAGACAAAAAAUCAUCUGCAUGUAUACUUCUAUAGGCCAUUCAUUUUAUACUUAUAAAGACACCAUACAUCCUUUUGUUUUGCAUAUAUUUCUUUAAAGUUAAUAAGAGUAAAUCAUUUGAGGAAUAUUUUGUGUGUGUAGCUUGAGACAUUUUUACUUUUAUUUGUUUGGAAAGAAAUUUUUAAUUUUUAUUUACAGUAUUUUAAAUACCCUAUACAGGUAUUUUGCUCAGUUUGGUCACAGGAUCAUUGUUGGCAUCUGAUACUCAAGCAGCUGAAGUAACAGGUUUUUAUAUUCUGUAUUCUGCAUUAUAUGCUAUAAUUCAUGUGACAGACUAAAGACAAUGUGAUCAGACUUACUGGGGAAUUUUCUAUGUGCCUUUCUUACAUUUUAAUUUACAUUACAAGACAGUUAUGAAAUAAAUUAUUAACUUUUAAAUUUUAGUAUAAAUCUGCACAUGUGGCAGGGUCAAACACUGCAUAAUAGUUUUGUGAUUUAUAAUGUUUAUCACAAACUGUACAGUUACUGUUAUAUAAUUUAUGCCUGCAAUACACAGGUCAGUUUACAGCUUUAUUUCACCAUUUCUUUUUUUGCGUUGGAAGCAAAUUUUUCCUAGUUGUGGCAGUGGAUACAUCUGAGUUAAAAAUGCCUUGUAUGGUAAAGAUUAAAAAGAAAGCCUGAUGCUUUCAUCAGUUUAUGAUUUAAUGGGUAAACCUUUUUUAUUGCUUUGGGAAUACUAAUAUUUGGUCACCUUUGCUCAAGUUCUUUAAGGAAUAGCACUUAAAAAAAAUCUGUUGAUAUUAAUAUUAAUGUGAAUUUUUUGAGUUUUUGUUUUGUUUCAAAUUCUGCUCAAUCCAUGUCAUUAUCAGCAAUGUCAUUUCUCUUACUGAAAAGUAAAAUUGUAUAUAUUUCUAUGUUUAUAUAUUUAUAUUCAAACGAUAUAUAAUGAAUCAUUAUUUUGUCCAUGGAAAGAUGAAAUGUGUGUUGCCUACUUGAAUGAACAAUUUUAAAUUUUAAGGUCAUAUUCAUAUGCAAUAUUUAUGGUCUAUGCAGGGAGCUUUUGCAUAAUAAAUCUCUGUGUUAAAUACUCUCUCUUAUACUGUAGUUUUAACAGGAAAAUUAGUACAUCAUUCUUAAAAAUAGAUAACUAAUUUAUUGAAACUUAAUUUUUUUAGAAAUGUAAUCAGAUAUACUAUAGAAAAUAAACUUUACAAAGAGUUAUUUAUAUACAGAGAUUUUUAAUUGCAUCAAUUAUUUGUCACAGAAGUGAAAAAGACUUGCUUGCAACUACUACCUGGAAUUAUUAAUAGUACACUUAGGAGAGAACUUGCAUUAUUCAUAUUUGAUCAGAACACAUACUCUUUUAAGUCCCCAAAUCUAAUAGUAUCUUUCAUUUCAAUUAUAUGAUUAAAAGAAGGCAAACAAGUACUUAUAUUUUAAUAACAGCUUAUAAUUUUGUUUAAGUCAUGUCUUUAAGUAUUAAGUGGAAUGUAAUUUAGUCCAUAUUGUUAGUUUUAUCAUUUAUAAUGUUAUUUCACAUUAACCAUAAACAGUUUGGAAUGUUUCAGUCUUUUAGUAAAAUCUUUUGGCUAGCUAAUUUUCAGCAUCCUAACAAUGAAGACCAAUGAAGCACCAAGCUUAGGCCAAUCUGGUGUGUUAGGUGGGUUUUUACAUGUCACUUUUGUUUCUAAUGAAGUGUCACAGAUUUUUUUACAGCACUUUUGUCAUUGUGCAUUACCCAGCUGUGCGUUGCAUGGCAGUCAGCAUCUUUACAAAUUGUAAAUAAUACAAUACAUUCCAUUGUACAAACUCUAAUGUAAAGAUUAAUUUAAAAAGCUAUUAUAAUUAAAUAGUUUCUUUGUCAACUCCAUAAGACACCUCAGUAAAAUUAUGGAUUCUGCACAUCUUUAGGGACAUAACACCUCUUAAACACUGUUGACAUAACACUUUGUAUCAUAUGAAUUGAAAAGUAAAUCUGGCAGCAUGAAGUGUUAUUAAUAAAUCUGUGUUUAGUCUUUGUUUUAGUUAGUAAGUCAUGCCCGCUUAGUAGAAAAGUCAUUAUGUAUUGCUUAUAUGUUUCUUUUUAAGUAGUAGGUCAGCUAAACAACAAACACUGCCAAUAACCAGUUCAAGGGAAAAAUAGAGACAUGGUUCAAAGCUCAUGUCUGCUGAUACUUUUAAUAAUUAUCUCUAUUUAGACAAGAAUCUAUAAAAACUGCUGAGCAAAUUCCAAGCUUAUUUGAGGUUGCAAGUAAAAUACCAGAUACUUCACAGUGCAAGAUAAGCAUUUUGCAGUCACCUCUUUUGGCGUAUAUGAUUAAUGAUUGAAAACCAGUUAUCCAGAUGUUUGAUAUAAUGAAUUGCAGACUAAACUGUUUGGUAUUUAUGAGUGCUCGCAUGCAUGCAUGCGGGUACACAUACAUACACAGAGACCCACAUUACAAUCAUUGCAGACACAGCUUUGUUCCAUAUCUCCCCUAUGUCUGGAUUGAUUUCAAAGCAAGGCUGUGAUAUAGUGUAAAUAAAUAUUUCAAUACUUUUUUCCAGGUUACAUUUUUUAAGUCUUUGAUCAUGAAAUUUUUUCUGCAUUUUGGAUUUCUUUGUGUUGCAGCUUUUUUUAUGUAUCAUUAGUUUUAAUUGAGAGCACCAUGGCAGAUAUGUGGGGGAAGUUUUGAUAUUUUGCUAAAUAAACAAAUACAAGAACAUGAAGACUUAUAGAAGCAUAAAGUAAAAAAAAAAAAAAAGUUAAAUAUAUGUCAACAUUUUUUUCUUGCAUGCACUGUUUUUGUGAUGUGGUUUCUCAGUUUCUUGAAAUCUCAGAUAAUAAAAUAACAAUAAACAUGAAUAAUGUUUGCAAUGUUCAGUGUUACCUAUUCAUGAUUGAUAGCUCUUUAGGCAAAUUCUUUCUUUAUUGCAUUGUGUUACCACCCACUGCCUAUUUUACAUGAUUCUCCCACUUCUGUUUUUUUUUUAAUCAAACUCCCUGAAAUAACAGUAGACAAGGAAUGUGUUUUAAUUUUCAUGUUCAGUCUCAGGACACACAGAGGAACAGGAAAGAAAUUGUCUUCCAGUUUUUUCUGUUGAUUCUGAGAAGCACAAAUAUGUCUGGCUAGCUGUUACUGCUGUAAAUAAGACAUCUUUGACUCUACAGUUUAAUCACAGAUGUGCUUAAUUGAUGCAAUCAUGAACUUGUAUUACCCGUCCGUUAUGCAAUACCAUAAUUAGAUGUGUGAUUCCAUAUUUUGAAUGUGAUUUUGUGAAGAUUUAAGAUUUCAUCAUAACCAGAAAGUGCAAAUUUUAAACUUUUGUGUAGAUGUUUGAAAUUUUAAACUGCUGUACAUGCAACUGAACCUUUCUUUAUGAGUUUUCUCAUGUAGAAGUAAUUGAACUUACCAAAGAUUGAUGUUCACGGUUAGCAUUUACAGUAAUCAUUUUGUUCUGUUUUCUUUUUUGCUGUUAUUUGGUAGUUUGGAUUCACGACUGUUUAAAGAUUAGAAUAUAGUUAAUCAUUCAAGCAGUGAACCAUGUGUGUGUGUGUAUACAUGUGUAAGAGAGAGAUCACUUAUAUAUACAUAUCAAUCUCGAUGUAUUGAUCUCAGAGUGCUAUACCAGGAUUACCUGAUCAAGAUGGCAUGCUUCAAAUCUAAGCACUUAUAUUCUUUAAUUUAGAUUUUUUAUCUUUCAACCUUACGUCCUUUUCAUACUGUACACCUUGUUUACUAACCAUUCGAUUUGUUGUAAAUUUUUUUAGAUCAGUUAAAAAAAUCACACCUGUACACUGCACCUGCACGUACAGACAUUCAAACCAUCGAGAAAACACUUACCCAAGAAUAUCAACCACAUAGAUGGGCUUAAAAAUAUUGUUUACUGAAUAGUUUCUUGGAACUAGAUAACAUUCUAUGCAGAUUGGAAAUGUCACCUUUGUCACAACUAUGAUGCCUCAGACUUCAUAAACUACUUUUGUUAUCAUAUAUGCUGUGUUAAGUGCGGUAAAGAAUAGCUAUGUUGGCACAUUUGUUAUUUUUCAAUCACUAUGAACAAAUAUAUAACACUGGUGUGCGCUA
This is a messenger RNA of Pomacea canaliculata, 8023 nucleotides long. Its product is annotated as kinesin-like protein KIF28P. Gene Ontology annotation, cellular component: microtubule; kinesin complex. The record is from RefSeq and is a predicted model, not a curated record. Gene Ontology annotation, molecular function: microtubule motor activity; ATP binding; microtubule binding. Gene Ontology annotation, biological process: cytoskeleton-dependent intracellular transport; microtubule-based movement. The transcript is spliced from 25 exons. The coding region runs from base 900 to 4016 and encodes 1038 amino acids. Lineage: Eukaryota; Metazoa; Mollusca; Gastropoda; Architaenioglossa; Ampullariidae.